Dovyalis caffra is the source of this 270-nucleotide messenger RNA. NCBI's taxonomy places the organism in Eukaryota, Viridiplantae, Streptophyta, Magnoliopsida, Malpighiales, Salicaceae. The record is from the annotation of a GenBank genome assembly.
AUGGUAUCCCAUAAUUAUCUUCAACGAGUUGAGGACUCCACCGACGAUGUAGAGAAUGAUAAUAAGGAUAAAGGGUGGAGAAUUAUGCUUCAAAAGAUAGAGGAGACAAAUGCAAUCUACGACACAAGAAUAACCGCCAUGGAAACUCAAAUAGAGAACUUGGAUAAAUUUCAACGGUAUCACCAUAAAAAGAUGCUCAAGUUCUUUGAGGCGAGCAACAUUGACGUUCCUUCACCAACCCCAUCACCUCCGGGUUCUCCAUAUCACUAG